AUUGAAUUGCUCGGAGAAAUAUCCACUUGCUGCAGGAUUCAGUACAGGCCGUGUCACGCCGACUCGACAGCGGCAUCACUGCCUGACCGACGCCGGACUGACGUAGGCGAACCUCGGCAUCGGAAGACCGCUUAUCUCUGCGAUCGCCUCCCCAGAGUCGCCUCAUCUAUGGGGUUCUGGAACCUUUUCUUCCCCCCGUCCUUUGCUCAGCCUUUAUAACCUUCGACUCCUCCCCCCUCUUUUGUUUCCCUGUGGAUCCCCUCUACACCCCCUCACGUCCCCCAGCAUCGAUCAAAACACCAUCUUUCCUUUUUAUUACAGCCCUUUAUCAAUCUCUCGCACAGGCGUGGUAGACUGAGAUGGGCUCCAACAACGCCAGGACUACCAAGCUAUCCUUGGUGCCGCUCCCCAAAGGCUCGGUUCUGCUCCCGGGAGCUACACUGCGCAUUCCUGUCGCCAAUCGCCCCGAUCUUUCCAAUCUUCUGUCGUCGCUCCUGGAUCGGACGCCACCGGGAAAGCGUGAUGGAAACACCAUCGCGUUUGGAUGUGUUCCUCUUGGCUCUCCGUUCCUAAGCAAAGAUGGCCAACAUCUCAUCGACGACGGAAGUUUGGAUGAUGAGAAGAAGGAGGAAUAUGACAUGGUUGAUGCUGGCCAGGCCAGAAAGGAAGACCUCUUCCGAUACGGUACCGUUGGAAAGGUGGUUGGCGUCCAGCGCCGCGCCUAUUCCGAGGCGUCGCUAGUGGUCCAGGGAGUCCAGCGCUUCACUAUAAGACGGGUCACUCGGGAAAGACCCUUUUUCGAAGCAGAGGCAAUUCUCUAUGAUGACAAGGAUUCCAUUACAAACGAUGCAGAAACCGCCGAAUCGUUCCAGCAGUUAAGGCAGCUUUCGCGCGAACUUCUUACUUUGCUACGCCUUUCCUCGCUACUGCCUUCCCCAUCAACUCGCCUGUCGCCUUUGAUUGCCCGGAAAUUCGAGCUGUUUAUUUCCAAAACCGACCUUUCCCAGGCCGGCAGACUCGCGGAUUUCAUGGCCGAUAUUGCUGACUCAAGCUUCGAAGAAAAGCUCCGGGUUCUCUCGUCGUUGGACUUGAGAACCAGGUUGGAAAGGGUGGUCGAAAUGCUCGGCAGACAAGUCCAGAACAUCAAGAGCACCGUCAAAGUAACCACCUUCUCGACGAAUAGCUUCCCUCAAUCCGGAUUCGACAUCAAUCAGAUCGAUCCACGUGACCGAGAGCUUCUGGCGAGGCGAGCCAUGGCAGGUCUUACCGGCAUGACGCCUCCAGGAACGGCGGCGAGUGGAAGGAACGGCGACAGUGAUGAGAAAGAGACGAACGAAGUUGAUGAACUCCAGCAGAAGCUGCAAGAGGCUGAGCUCAGCCCCGAAGCUCGGAAGAUUGCGGACAAAGAACUACGACGUCUUCGGAAGAUGAACCCAGCAAACGCGGAAUACGGGGUAUGCCGGACGUACCUGGAGAACAUUGCGGACAUUCCAUGGACCAAAGUCACCGAAGACCAACUUGGACCCGAAACUCUGAAGAGGGCCAGACAGCAGCUGGACGAUGAUCAUUACGGACUGGAAAAGAUUAAGAAGAGACUCCUUGAGUACUUGGCUGUGUUGAGACUCAAGCAGUCAACUAAUCAGGAUGUCGAACGGCAAAUUGCUGCGCUGACAAAGGACCUUGAGGAGGCGGACGGGGGAGACCUCGAAAAGGCACCCCCGACCCUCUCAGAGGCAGACCGUGUCGCCGUUGAAGCGAAACUGCAUCUUUUGAAGUCUAGGCGUAUGACCGACAAGUCGCCGAUCCUGUUGCUUGUUGGUCCUCCUGGCACUGGAAAGACCAGUCUCGCAAGGUCCGUGGCCACUUCGCUUGGACGCAAGUUCCAUAGAAUCUCCCUGGGUGGUGUUCGUGAUGAAGCUGAGAUUAGAGGUCAUCGGAGGACCUACGUUGCGGCCAUGCCGGGCUUGAUCGUCGGCGGCUUGAAGAAAGUGGGCGUUGCAAACCCGGUGUUCUUGCUUGACGAAAUCGACAAAGUCGGUGGUGCCAACUUCCAAGGCGAUCCAUCUGCAGCUAUGCUUGAGGUCUUGGACCCUGAACAGAACCAUUCCUUCUCCGACCAUUAUAUCAACAUUCCUAUCGAUUUGAGCAAGGUGCUCUUCAUCGCCACUGCCAACUCGCUUGAUACUAUUCCUGCUCCCUUGCUCGAUCGUAUGGAGACAAUUACGCUGUCUGGCUACACUACGGUCGAGAAACGACACAUUUCUAAGAGACAUUUGAUUCCUAAGCAGGUGAGGUCUAACGGACUCUCGGACGGCCAGGUGGUCCUUUCCGAUGAUGUUAUCGACAAAACGAUUACUUCUUACACGCGCGAGUCCGGAGUGCGCAACCUGGAACGCGAGCUUGGCUCAAUCUGCCGCCAUAAGGCCGUUCAGUACGCAGAUGCAGGGGAUGCGGGCCGUACUGAAACCUACAACCCCGUUGUUACUCUUGAUGAUCUGGAAGAGAUCCUCGGAAUCGAGAGAUUUGAUGAAGAGAUCGCCGAGAAGCAUGGUCGCCCGGGUGUUGUCACCGGCCUCGUCGCCUAUUCCACCGGAGGACAAGGCAGUAUCUUGUUCAUCGAGGUUGCGGACAUGCCAGGAAACGGCCGUGUACAACUUACCGGAAAGCUGGGCGACGUUCUGAAGGAGAGUGUGGAAGUGGCUCUCACAUGGGUCAAGGCACACUCCUAUGAGCUCGGACUGACUCCCGAUCCCAACGAGGACAUCAUGAAGAGCCGGAGUCUGCAUGUCCACUGCCCAUCGGGAGCUAUCCCGAAGGACGGCCCGUCUGCGGGACUCGCACACACCAUCGGGUUGAUCUCGUUGUUCGCCGGUAAGGCUGUUCCUCCCCAGCUUGCAAUGACCGGUGAGGUCUCGCUUCGAGGAAGAGUCAUGCCUGUCGGCGGUAUCAAGGAGAAGCUUAUCGGGGCACUGCGCGCAGGCGUCAAGACCGUUCUCUUGCCCUACCAGAACCGCAAGGAUGUCAAGGACGUUCCGCAGGAAGUCAGUGAUGGCCUUGAGAUUAUAUCCCGUGUUGAUCGAAACUAACCCGAUGACAGGCACAUUUGGGAGGCCAUCCAACAGGUGUGGCCCGAUGCUCACUGGCCCGGCCAACACCACGUAAACUUCGUUGAGAGCCGCCUGUAAUCUCCCCUCAUUCUUUUCAUAGUGCUCUUCUGUGUUUCCUAAAUUGGUCUCUGCUGUGUCCUUUGUCUUUUUCGUGUUCGAAACUCUCGUCUUUCUUUCAGCGCAGCGCACUCGUUUCUUGUUCGUGGGUUUUGCAUAGCGUCUGAUGGAACCCAUUUGGCCUGGUGUUCAUUCCAGUACGUGAAUAUAAUGGUCGACUGCAUGUACCUGGCAUCAGUCUCGAUAGCUGUAAAUAGCUCUCUUCUCUUUUGCUUCAAUGAAUUCAACACAGACGGUGAAUCUAGUUA
Molecule: messenger RNA, 3472 nt
Organism: Aspergillus steynii IBT 23096
Lineage: Eukaryota; Fungi; Ascomycota; Eurotiomycetes; Eurotiales; Aspergillaceae
Product: putative LON domain serine protease
Exons: 3
Coding region: 360-3086 (908 amino acids)
Biological process (GO): protein processing; protein targeting to peroxisome; protein catabolic process
Cellular component (GO): peroxisomal matrix
Molecular function (GO): serine-type endopeptidase activity; ATP-dependent peptidase activity; ATP hydrolysis activity
Source: RefSeq, a predicted model, not a curated record